Molecule: messenger RNA, 1747 nt
Organism: Leptopilina boulardi
Lineage: Eukaryota; Metazoa; Arthropoda; Insecta; Hymenoptera; Figitidae
Gene: Rcc1
Product: regulator of chromosome condensation
Exons: 6
Coding region: 155-1426 (423 amino acids)
Cellular component (GO): cytoplasm
Molecular function (GO): guanyl-nucleotide exchange factor activity
Source: RefSeq, a predicted model, not a curated record
UUAUACAGUACUGCCCUCCCAAGGACGAAUUUGUCUAUAUAUUUUAUUCAACGUCCAAAGAAACAAGUUUAUCAAAAAGUAGUGUGACAGAUUUGGCGCCAACGUGUUAUAUCUCUUUAUUUUCAUUAUUUUUAAUUAAUUUAUAAAAAUUAUAAUGGCACCGAGAAAAGGAACAAAAAGAGUUGCAAGUGCUAUUGAAAAAGAAGAUAAAAUUACAAAACGAAGCAAGAAACUAGAAUUAAUUUUAUCACCUGAUUUGCGAAUAGUAAAAGAAGGUGGCAUCGUUCUUUGUAUUGGUCAAGGUGAUGUGGGCCAACUUGGAUUAGGACCAGACGUCUUAGAAAAAACUCGACCAGCCGCUGUACCAAAUUAUGAGAAUAUUGUUUCAAUUGCAGCUGGUGGAAUGCAUAAUGUGUGUUUGACAAAAGAUGGAAAAGUAUUAACGUUCGGUUGUAAUGAUGAAGGUGCAUUGGGUAGAGAUACAACUGAGGAAGGCACCGAAACAGUUCCUAAUUAUGUCAAUCUUCCCGAUAAAGUCAUUCAAGUUUCAGCUGGAGAUUCACAUUCUGCUGCUCUCUUGUCUGAUGGUCGUGUUUUUGCUUGGGGCUCCUUUAGGGACUCACAUGGAACGAUGGGCUUGACACUCAAAGGAAAUGAGAAGCUUCCACUUGAAAUGUUACCAGGUGUGAUUGUAGCGAAAAUAGCGUCGGGUGCAGAUCAUCUUAUAUUACUUGAUUGUCAUGGACGUAUUUAUUCAUGUGGAUGUGGUGAGCAAGGACAAUUAGGAAGAAUAUCGCCAAGAAGUGCUGACAGACACUGUAGACAAGGUGUCGAACCUUUAUUAAUGCCAGCAAUGGUAAUGUUUAAGGUAGGACAAAAAUUGGUAUUUGACGAUAUUUGGGCUGGCACAUAUUGUACAUUCGCAAGAAGCUAUCCAAACGGUGAAAUUUAUACAUUUGGAUUAAAUAAUUAUAAACAAACCGGAUUGACUGAUGGUGAUAUGCAUUUCUUCCCACGUCUUUCAAAAACAUUCAGUGGAAGAAAAUGGAUUCACAUUAGUGGAGGACAACAUCAUACAAUUGCUCUCGAUGAUGAGGGAAAAGUUUUCGUCAUGGGACGAAAGGAAUACGGUCGAUUAGGAUUGGGUCCUAAUUGUGAGGAUGCAUCGUCAUUAACACAAGUCCCGGCACUAGAUUCAUUUAAAUGCAUCGACGUUGGAGCGGGAUCAUCUCAAUCGUUCGCCGUAUCAUCCUCGGGAGAAUUAUAUGCCUGGGGAAUGGGUUCGAAUGGACAAUUAGGAACAGGUGAAGAAGACGAUGUAGAAACACCUCAGAAAAUUAAAGGAAAACAACUUGAGGACAAAAUAGUUAUGAGAGUAACCGGUGGUGGUCAACACACUGCAAUUUUAGCAGUGAAAAAACGAUAAAAAAAAAAGAACAAAAAUUUAAAUAGAUAAUUGAAAAUAAUUUACAACUGCGCGAAGUUGUAACAAAGUUCUUUUGACGAAAGAAAAAGGCUGAACAUUUGAAAAAUAAUUAAAUUUGUUUUAACUUGCGCGCUAAUUAAUUGGUAGUGCUAAACAAUUUAGGAAGCACACGGAGACUUAAAUCAUAAGCGUUAAUACAAUUAAUAUGUACAUAACGUUUCACUAAUCAAAAAAAAAAAAAUAUAUUGAUUUUUUUUUUUUGAUAAAUUUUGAGUUUUGUUACAAUAUUACUAGAAUAAAUUGUUUUUGCAUGAACCACCA